Venustampulla echinocandica is the source of this 870-nucleotide messenger RNA. RefSeq lists its product as uncharacterized. The record is from RefSeq and is a predicted model, not a curated record. The transcript has 3 exons. Gene Ontology annotation, molecular function: phosphatase activity. The coding region runs from base 1 to 870 and encodes 289 amino acids. Lineage: Eukaryota; Fungi; Ascomycota; Leotiomycetes; Helotiales; Pleuroascaceae.
AUGCCGCCUCCCAAAACUGAUUUUCCACCAGUCCGAGCAUGUCUAUUCGAUAUGGAUGGCCUCCUCCUUGACUCAGAAGACAAAUACACCAUCUGCACCAACGCCAUCUUGAAAAAGUACGGAAAACCAUCUUUGCCAUGGUCCAUUAAAGCACAACUUCAAGGACGGCCUGGGACAGCAGCAUCAGAAAUCUUCCAUUCCUGGGCACAACUUCCAAUCAGCCACGAUGAAUACCUAAUCGAGCAAUCGGCUCUCCAACGCGAGCACUUCCCCACCGUACAACCACUCCCAGGCGUAGCAAAACUCCUCAGCGAUCUAGGCUGCGCUCAUGUCCCGCUAUCCUCCCCAGCUACUACAUCCACAUCUACCCCCGAAUCAAAACCCACCGAAGGGAAAGUCCACAUCGCCCUCGCAACCUCUAGCCACGCUGGGAAUUUCAAGCUAAAAACAGACCACCUAGAAGAACUAUUCAGCAUCUUCCCCACACACCGCCGUGUCCUAGGCGAUGAUCCCCGCAUCCCCCACGGCCGCGGUAAACCUAAUCCAGAUAUUUAUCACCUCGCCUUGGAGGUUGUAAAUUCUAGUCUGGAAGAAGGUGAGAGGCCAAUAGUGCCAGAAGAGUGCUUAGUGUUUGAGGAUAGUGUUCCUGGGGUGGAGGCUGGGAGGAGAGCUGGAAUGAGAGUUGCUUGGGUGCCGCAUGUGGAGUUGAAGAAGGAGUAUAAUGGAAGGGAGAAAGAGGUUCUAGCUGGACUGACAGGGCAGGCUGGGGAUAAUGAGAUGCAUCUUGUUGGUGAGGUGGAUGAUGGAUGGGCGGAUUGUUAUGGUAGUUUAGAGGGAUUUCCGUAUGAGAGAUAUGGGAUUAUUGUUUAG